Molecule: messenger RNA, 261 nt
Organism: Aspergillus viridinutans
Lineage: Eukaryota; Fungi; Ascomycota; Eurotiomycetes; Eurotiales; Aspergillaceae
Exons: 1
Coding region: 1-261 (86 amino acids)
Source: RefSeq, a predicted model, not a curated record
AUGGCAGCCACGACGGGAGACACAGCGGAGUCAGUUGAUGGAGAUGCGCAGGCCGACCUAAUCCAGACGCAUGCCGAAGAGUGUCUGCGGCGCAUGCUCGGACAGUCAUCGAGUCGGCUAGGGGUGCAGGCUCUGGACGACCUCGGCCUGCCCCAGCGGGACAUCGAUCGAAUGAAAGCGCGAAUGAUGCCCAAGGGUCGCAAGCGCGAGAGGGAGAUCUGGGGAUCCAACAAGAUUACGUCGGCUGGUCGUUCCCUUUGA